AUGGUUUUACCGAACGCCUGGAGACCCUGCAUUUUACUCGUUUUGUUGCCGGGGAUCCUGGCCCAGGGCUGCCGAAAUCUGCAGGAAGAUAUUAAUCAAGACGCUCAAAGAGAGCUGAAUGAAAUGGGAGGACCACUUUCGAAGCAGUGCUCACUUGAAAAACGGUCACUGGGAGUUGUGACAGUGAAGUUGUACAGGCUGGUGAAAAUGGGCCAGGAAAGGAUCAGUGUUGUCAAUCAAACGUUGCAUCAUAUCAGCGAGAUCUACAGCAUGAACCUGAGCUCCGUCACCUGGCCCCGGGACAAGGUGGAAAACCUUAGGGUUCUCCUGGACGGGCAGCUCAGAGAGCUGGAAACAUGUGUGCGGAAACGGGGCUCGGGGUCCCAGCCAAGGACAAGCUCCGCAAUUGAAAAAUACUUCACAGAACUCAGCAAGUUUCUUGAACGGAAGGGAUUCAGUGCCUGCGCCUGGGAAAUAACCCGUGCUGAGACCCAGGCGUAUUUUCGACAGUUCCCUCACAUAAUGGCAGCAAUCAGCGAGUGA
Molecule: messenger RNA, 543 nt
Organism: Pristis pectinata (smalltooth sawfish)
Lineage: Eukaryota; Metazoa; Chordata; Chondrichthyes; Rhinopristiformes; Pristidae
Product: interferon alpha-F-like
Exons: 4
Coding region: 1-543 (180 amino acids)
Biological process (GO): defense response
Cellular component (GO): extracellular region
Molecular function (GO): cytokine receptor binding
Source: RefSeq, a predicted model, not a curated record